Alexandromys fortis (reed vole) is the source of this 735-nucleotide messenger RNA. RefSeq lists its product as uncharacterized. Lineage: Eukaryota; Metazoa; Chordata; Mammalia; Rodentia; Cricetidae. Bases 1 to 735 code for a protein of 244 amino acids. The transcript has 7 exons. The record is from RefSeq and is a predicted model, not a curated record.
AUGGCGGGCCUAGGAAGGGGCCUUGGAGGUACAUCUGGGCAGCAGAGCUCUAAGGCCCAAAAGAUCCGGGUGCCCAGCAUAUCAUUUGUUCUAGUGUUUGUGGUUGAGCUAGAUCCCGUGCCAGCAGAGGCUCCUGCCUUGCUCCGGAGCUGCGAACACGUCUGGAGCUGUCUCCAGAUGACAGAACCAGAAGGAGAAACUGCUGAAGCCCCCCCAUCCGCAGAAGUGCAGCCAGCCAGUCCAGAACCAACCCCAACACCUACUCCAGAUUCAGACAGUAGCAUUGCCCAGAUUUUAGGAAAGUGGUACAUAAGAAGCUGGGCAGGAAAUAUGCCGAUUACUUCGUGGAAGUGGAGUGAUCCGCUGCCUCCUUUCUCAUUUGAAAGAAACCAGCUUGGUGAAUUGGAGUUCAGGAUGAACCUCACGAAACCCAUUGGCUGCAUUCCGUUCAAGCUGGCCCUGUAUGAGGGAGAGGACCUGGGCAUGUUCUUUACCUGGUGGAGACACACCAUCCAUAUCCACGUCCUGCCCGGGAAGAACUUUGCCAUUGCCUACUUCAGGGGCAAAAUGAACUAUCAGUACUACCAGAUCAUGAUGCUCAUGGACCGCACCCUGGAAGCAGACCUAGAUGCUGUGAGGAUCUUCAAAGAGUUUGUGGAGAGUAAACUCCCCAAGACAGGGAAGAUCAUUACCCCUCCCCACGUUGAAGCCUGUGAUUUAGCCCAAGAUUCCUAG